CCGGCCGGAAAGUCUUGAGAUUUUUUUUUUCUUAAAAAACUCUAAGUUGAGGAGGGUGGGGCAAAACGACUAAAUCCCAUCCUCCUGUGAUUCUUUAGGCGGAAAACUGUCCAAAUCUGUGGGUAAAUUCACAAGAUAAGAAAAGGAUGGCAUCUAGAGUAAAUAGCAGUUUCACUUUGAUUCCCAACCAGAAAUAUAGACGUAGUAGUCGUCGAUCCAGCCAUGUUUCCAACACCCUGGACUCAGAUUCUCAGCCCUUAUCAGGACUUGGAAACUUUAAAGCCUUGCCAUUGGAAAUAUUCCAAAUAAUCUUAAGAUAUUUAUCAGUGAAGGAUAUCAGCAUGCUAAGCAUGGUGUCCAAAACAGUCAGCCAGCACAUUAUUAAUUAUAUCUCAACCUCAUCAGGAAGCAAAAGACUUUUACUACAGGACUUUCAUCACCUUGAGCUGCCUGGCAAGAGACAAGACUCUGCUCUGUUGGAACACUACAGAUCUCUAGGUUUACUAUUUAAAAGAUGUACAUUGCUGCUACCCACAAAGGAGAGACUAAAGUACAUUCACAAGAUACUCGCAGAAGUUCCCUGUUUUAAAUUCAGUGGCUGUGCAGCUCCUAUGCAGUGUUCAGGAUUAUCAUGUUAUGGCAGGCUUUUACAGACCUUAACAGCAGGUUGGGAUGAACUCGAAUGCCAUCGUGUUUUUAACUUUUUAUGUGAGCUGACUGAUCUCUCCCGCAAAAUGCAGACCAUUGUCUUCAGCAAACCAGGAAAUUCCCGAAAACUAGAGUUAAGGAUCAGACUGUUCUGUAGGAAUGUCCUGUUUGAUCACUGGACACAUAGAAGUGAUUCUGCUUUUUGGUUGACACGUAUAUUAAAACCAUGGCCAAUGGUGAAUCAGGCAAGACUACUAUAUAUCAUCUUUGGACCAAUAUCUCCUCAAGAUGGACAAGUGGUUUGGCAGAAAAUGAUAGAAGAACCUACAGAUGAAUCUAGUCUGAAAGGCCUGGCUGAUGCCAUUAAAUUACUAUAUGACACAGGCAUCAAAGAGUGGACAGCAGAUGAUGUUAUCAGUCUUAUAGAUGAACUAUCAGUGGUUCCUCGGGAGUGGCUUCUAGAAAAUAAUGCACGUCUCCUAAUCCUAAGUGGGAACGACAUCUGUUUCACUUUCAUGGCUAGUAAAGCUGUGAAUGGACGGACCGCUGAACUGGCAAGACUGAUAGUCUUUUUGGCUUUGGUGUGCGAGAAAGAACUAUACUGCAUGGACUGGGCAGUUAAAAUGAUGCAAAAAGUCUGUAAAGUCUUUAGUACCUCAGUUGAAAAAACCAGCUUCCUGCAGAAUGUGGCAAAUGCAUUUGCAUGUAUUAUAAUGGAAAUGCUGCAGUCAAUUAUGUCUGGAGAUCGAGAUGAAGAGGACAGAAUCUUUUUGAAUUUGUUCCAUCUUGUGCAUGCUCAAGCUAAUUUCCAUAAGGAGGUCCUGUAUUUGACCAUCAAUUCUAUCGCUACCUAAAUACUCAGAAAGCCGUGCAUUUAGAGACUACCUCACUGAACUAACGAUGAGAAGAAUGCUCCUUUCCACAAUCAAAAAAGAGCGCCCAGGGAACUUUUUAUGACCCAAGUAAUUCUAAAGUUGCACAGCAUUUUAGUGGCAACUGCUUAUAUUAUUAAUAUAAAAAUUAUAGGCAAACCCAAGAAUAUAUUGAGAUUAUUCUAGAAAACAAGCUGUUUCUCUCCAGACUUUAUAAACCUAACACCAAAAUUUAGUGUCCAAGAGUCUGGGGCCAACCAGACUGUAUGUAUGAGACUUUGAAGCAAGAGAAAAUUUUGUUUUGUAGUUGAGCAGACCCAAAUUUAGUAUGUAUCUGUUCACUGUGCUUAGAUUGUGUAGACAUAGCCUAGAAUGUUUUAUGAAGGUUUGCAAUAUGAUGUUUUGGAAUGUGCAGAUAUAAAUCACAUUUUAAACCACCUUGUUGGCAUAUAGUUAUAAAGACCAUUAUAUUUUGUUCAUUUUUUGUAUAAACUAACAGAUCAAAACCAAAGAAAGUAUGUGUGUAUAUGUAUAUACAUAUCCAUAAAUAUUUAUAUAUGUACAUAUAGACAAAUAUAUAUAUAUAUUAUAAAUCAUAUAAAAAGUCUAUAAAGAGAGGGGUAUAUAGUGUUUUAAUACAAAUCAUAUUUUAUUUUCUGGGGAUUAGAGUAAAAUGUUGCAAAUAAGGGAAAAUAUAAAAUGAAAGAAAAUAUUCUGAUGCCAGCACAAUAUGCACAAAUAAUUUGCACUUCUUCCUAAAGCUUUUCUCCCUAUCUUAAAGAGUAGAACUUGAAGAAACUGGAAGCAUGGAUGUAAAAGCAACCCAGGAGUGGGAUUUUUCUUCACUCAAAUAAAUGAAUUCUAAGAAGCUCCAGGGCUAUUUCAGUCUGACUAGCAUCACUUUUACUAUUAAAGUAGAAAAUAAUAGCGCCUAAUGAGGCUGACAUAACGCUGGAGCCCUCCUGGAUUUUCCAAUUCUUCUCCUCGGGUGAACACAACUUUUCCCACUCAACUUUUCAGACACCGGCUCUCUUUUUCCAAGCCCUUAAUUUAAAUCACCUCUUGACCUGAUAAAGGGAAGAAACAACUAGACGAUAUAGAAAUUACCUGCAGAAGUAGGAUAGAAAUAGUGUAAAAUUUUCAAGUAUUUGGCAAGUGGGGCUCAGUAAGAGAUUUAAUAAGAUUGAGGAAGAGUGAAAUUUGUGGAGGAAAUGUAAAUUUUUAUAACAAGAUUUUACUAAAUUUCAGUAGCAUAAGCACUUAACCUUGGAUGGUCAGAAACUAACUGCCUUUCUUUGAUGGAUUGUCCAACUGUAAUUCCAUCGGUUGCAGGAAUUAUUUCUCCAGAGGUUAGCCUUUGCAUAUUUAUG
Pipistrellus kuhlii (Kuhl's pipistrelle) is the source of this 2890-nucleotide messenger RNA. RefSeq names its product F-box protein 47 (gene FBXO47). Bases 147 to 1502 code for a protein of 451 amino acids. Gene Ontology annotation, molecular function: protein binding. The record is from RefSeq and is a predicted model, not a curated record. NCBI's taxonomy places the organism in Eukaryota, Metazoa, Chordata, Mammalia, Chiroptera, Vespertilionidae. The transcript has 11 exons.